This is a messenger RNA of Protopterus annectens (West African lungfish), 3258 nucleotides long. RefSeq names its product E3 ubiquitin-protein ligase RNF139-like. The transcript has a single exon. The coding region runs from base 1913 to 3244 and encodes 443 amino acids. Gene Ontology annotation, cellular component: endoplasmic reticulum; endomembrane system. The record is from RefSeq and is a predicted model, not a curated record. Gene Ontology annotation, biological process: ERAD pathway. Gene Ontology annotation, molecular function: ubiquitin protein ligase activity. NCBI's taxonomy places the organism in Eukaryota, Metazoa, Chordata, Ceratodontiformes, Protopteridae.
UGUCUUUUAUGUUUUAUAUACAUUGGUUGGAAACUCUUAGCAUGUAAAUAUGCGUUGCUGAAGAUGACUUUUCUGUAGAUACUAGACUAUGAAGUGCCCAUUUAAUUGUUCUUGCUGUUUUUGAAUGAGUUAAAGGAAAACUCCGGGCUCAACAACAAUUUAACUCAACCGGGAGUCUUUCUUUCCCUGUUAACUCGUCCCAGCCAUCAGCAGUUACCUGAACAGACAAAGAAGUUUGUCAGUUCUACAUUUCUGCCUUCCCUAGCGUAGGGCAGGAAAGCCCAUCCCCCAAUCAUUGGCAUCGCAUGCUUUCAGGUGGAGUUGGUCUGCACCUUCCUGACGUACCUUCGACACAGUCAAAUCAGUAGUUCCCCUCUCAUGCUGAUCCUCCCACACUGUGACAUCACCAUUACGUAGCCCGAUUAACUUAUCAGCUGCUAUAAACUACUCAAAAAGUUGUUACGGAACUUAAUUCCAUCCACUGUUUCCAUCCGGAGUGAAAACAGCAUUGUAUCCAGUAAUUUCUCCAGCAAAACAGCGGUGAACAUACAUACUUUUCCAUAUUUGUUUUGGUAAGUUGAUUUAACUAUCUGGACCGGAUGCAACUAUCUGGCCACAAUUCUGCCGCUAAAGUUUAAAGCCGCUUUUUUUUCCCUUUUGUUCUCCUCCUCUAUCUUAGCAUUGUGCAAAUGUUGUGUCUUUCGGCUUUUUGUGCAAAUGUAUUAUUAGUUAUUGUCAGGGUUUGGUAUGCAAUGCCUCCUUAGUAAAAUUGCUGUACGAUAUCAGUGUCCAACUACCCUGCUACAGUACAUGCAUGUAUGUGUAAGAGUGCUUGUGUCUGCAUGCGUGCGAGAAUGCGUGGAUGAAAGCAGUAUGUAAAUGUAGAAAAGUUUGUGUCCGUGAAAGCAGAAUGUGUGUGUUUUAAAUCCAGAAAUUAGUGCGUGCGUGAUAGCAGUAUGUAUCUCUGUGUGAAUGCAGAAAACACUGUUUUAUGCUUGUGUGUGAGCAUGAGAGAAUGAAUUGGUGUGUAAGCAAGCAGAAUGUCUGAGUGUCUGUGUGUAUAAGAGACGUGUGUGUGUGUGUGUGUGUGUGUGUGUGUGUGUGUGUGUGUGUGUGUGUGUGUGUGUGUGUGUGUGUGUGUGUUGUCAUGCAUCUGGCCAUCUAAGGUGCCAGCUAAAGGAACAUCCACUUUACUUUUCUUCCCUGGAUGUAGGUUUAAUUGUAAUAAGCCGAUCGCUUACAAUGUAUGGAUUGGCUUAUUACUGUGUGAAGUCCAUUUUUUUUUUUUUUUUUUGGCGGGGUUUGCUUUUUCAGAUGGGUCAGGCAAAGCAGGGGGUGUAGAUCACAAUGUAAUAAGCCGAUCGCUUACAAUGUAUCGAUCGGCUUAUUACUGUGAAGUCCGUUUUUUUCUUUUUUUUUUUUUUUUUAAAUUUAUUUGAUUCUACAGAGGGGUUGUGGUGCUGCCCUAAAAGACAGAGCAGGGGAUGUAGAGCACACUGUAAUAAGCCGAUCGCUUACAUGCCUGUAUCGAUCGGCUUAUUACUGUGAAGUCCGUUUUUUUUUUAAUUUAUUUCUUUUUUCUUGGAUUCUACAGAGGGGUUGUGGUUCUGCCUUAAAAGACAGAGCAGGGGGGUGUAGAUCACAGUGUAAUAAGCCGAUCGCUUACAAUGUAUCGAUCGGCUUAUUAAUGUGAGGCCCGUUUUUUUUUAUUUAUUUAUUUUAUUCUACAGAGUGGUUGUGGUUCUGCCUAAAAGAUAGAGCAGGGGGUGUAGAGCACACUGUAAUAAGCUGAUCGCUUACACGCCUGUAUCGAUCGGCUUGUUGAUGGGAAUGGAGUCUCCAGGUGAAGGUUCGGCAUUUGGUUAGUAGCAAGAUCUGUGCAGCUGGGUGAAAUCCUGGCUUUAGGUUCUCGAUGGAAACGUCCCAGGGACAUCUGGUGGAUCACGCGCGGGCAAUGUUUGAUGUAAUUUUGCGAGCUCCUUGUAUUUUCUUUAUUGAUGCCAUUUUUAAUUCCUCUCAUGAUCCAGAGGCAGGAUGGGUUGAUACAGCAGUUCAGACUGUACUCAAAUUAUUAGGGUUACUUGUCCUCAGUGUCAUCCUAGUUUUAUCUCAGAGAGCACUUUUCCAAUUUUAUUUGUUAUUCUGUGCUGUUCUCCUAGCUUCGGCAUCAGUGUUGGUGAAUUACUGUUCAACUGUGCAGAUUGACUUCUAUAGCAUUCAUUACUUCACAGCCUUUGGAGAUGCACUUCCGAUUAGAAAUGGACUUUCUUUGUGGCUAGCACUUGCUUUCCUUCAACUCUUAUUUGGAAUUGGAUAUGUAACAUUGGUCCACAUUCAGUCUACAUUUGCAGGGAUAAUAAUACUUGACUUCUUGUUUCCUGUAGUAAGCUCAGUCUUUGAAUUACCUGUGGACACUCGUCUUUUUGUAGCCAUCAUGUCUGGUAUGAUUGUGACUUUGCAUGCAACCGUCUGUUUGACUUUCAAACUGAAAUGGUUUUACUAUUCAGCAAGGUACAUGUAUCUUCUAGUAAUGCACAUGUAUAGAUUGUAUGGACUACAGAUCCUUUUAGAAGAAACAUGGAAGAGAAUUUGUUUUCCUGAUGUUAUGAGAGUCUUCUGGCUUACUAGGCUAAUGGUACAAGCAGGUGUCUUAAUUUUUGUAGCUAAGGUAGCAAAAGAGGAAGAUAUCCAUAACUACACUGUUUCAUGGGAUGAUUUCUGGAAAGUACUUUACAGUCUUAUAAUCAGUGUCUGUGAUUCAACGUUGACUGUUUUAGGCAUGAGUGCUGUGAUUUCCUCAGUAGCACAUUAUUUGGGGCUAGGAAUUUUGGCUUUCAUAGGAUCCACUGAAGAUGAAGACAAGCGCCUGGGUUUUGUUGCACCUGUUUUGUUUUUUAUUUUGGCUCUACAGACCGGACUAAGUGGAUUAAUACCAGAAGAACGAUUGGUUCAUCUCAGUCGCAACAUGUGCCUUCUGUUUACUGCCAUUUUGCAUUUUAUCCAUGGUAUGACUGAUCCUGUGUUGAUGUCUCUUAGUGCCUCUCAUGUGUCAUCUUUCCAUCAGCAUUUUCCAGUUCUUAUAGUCUCAGUUUGCCUUUUUGUUUUUCCAAUCCUCCUCAGCUAUGUGCUUUGGCAUCACUAUGAGUUAAACACAUGGUUGUUUGUAGUCACUGCAUUCUGUAUAGAACUCUCGCACCACCAGACCACUAAGAUCCAGCAACAAAAAUCACUUGCAGAUCACUAAAGCCAGUAACUCUG